Messenger RNA from Alternaria incomplexa, 504 nucleotides. RefSeq lists its product as uncharacterized. NCBI's taxonomy places the organism in Eukaryota, Fungi, Ascomycota, Dothideomycetes, Pleosporales, Pleosporaceae. Gene Ontology annotation, molecular function: nascent polypeptide-associated complex binding. Gene Ontology annotation, cellular component: mitochondrial outer membrane. Bases 1 to 504 code for a protein of 167 amino acids. The transcript has 4 exons. The record is from RefSeq and is a predicted model, not a curated record.
AUGUCUUACGCAGAGAUGGCCGCCAAGGGCCCCAAGCAGAGCCCCGAGGAGAUAGGCCAUUGCAGUCGCGCCCCCGCCCAACCUGAGAUCGAGCACGCUUCCGACGACAGCGUACACUCCCUUGUCGACGUAGACAGCCCGCACAUCUCCUCGGUCCCCUCGGACUACGAGUCGCAAUCCGUCAAGACCGACACGCAAGCCGAGCGCAUGGAGCGUGAAGAGGAAAUCAAGGAAGAGGCCAAGCACAUCAAGGACCGCGCUGCAGCAAAGAAGGAGGCAGCCAAGGACAAGAUGAAGAAGAACGCCGACAACCCGGUCGUGCUGAGCAACGCAGUUGGCCUUGCCGUUGUUGGUGGCAUCGUUGGAUUUGGCGCAUACAGGCAGUAUGCCCGCGGCGAGCUGACCGGCAAGGUCGUCGCGGCCUGGGCUGCUGUCAUUGGACUGUUCGGCGUUGGAGACUACUACGUCAGCCAGUACUUCUUCAAGCGCAACCCCCCGAAAUAG